GCGGCUCGGCAAGGCGCACGAUGCUGGGGCCGGCCGCCGCAGCAGUUGGCACGACGGCCACUUAGGGCAGCUGCAAUCAGUGGUGUGCGCCGGGCCGCGUCCCCUCUUCCUACCCCUUUGAUUUUUCCCUUAUCUGCGCGGCUGCUCCGCCCUCGCAGUUCCCCUCCCGACUUAAGGCUUACUUUGCCGGCCAGCAUGUGUGUGUGUGUAUGUGUGGAAAAUGCACAUAUAAGGAAGGAAAAGGAGGCGGCGUAGUUUGCGUUUUCCACAGCAGGUGUCAGCAAAGCCCUGGGCCCGAUUUUCGCUACUUAAACGGGAAGACAUGCGCAUGUUUAUAAGGACCUUUUAUAUUUUCCCUUCUCUCUCCGGCGCUCUCUGCCGUGUGUUUUUUAAGCGAAAGCCCCACUCUCUGUAGUUUUCCACAUUUUGUACUCAAACUCCAAGACGUUGCUCUCAGAUCGUCUCCUUCGCUCGCACGCGCCGCACGCUCGGCUCGCAGCACGCGACGACACUUGCCGUGCUCCGCUCGCUCUGCUGGAUAUGUCCGCCGAGCACAAAAAAGCGGCACACCUCGAGCGCUCUGCUUCUUCUUCGCCUUGCCCGGCCGCCGACUAGAUUUUCGGCCGCCGAGCCGCCGAACUGCGCCUGAGGUUUAAGAAGGCAGCAGCAACAUCCCAUUCACCGCAGAUUCAUCAGCACUCAGCUCCAGCAUUGACAAAAUUUUGCCAAAGCAGCAGCAUCAUUGAAAGCCCGAAAAAAUCAUUGCUUCUUUUGAAGGAGCAGUAGCGGCGGUGGCAGCGGAAUAUAGAGGCAGCGAUCCGUGCAGCCAGCCAGCGAAAGGAAGUAGAUCGUUCAUACAGCACGCAGGCAGACAGCGGUGUAUCCCUCCCUAAGCAGCUGACCUCCCCCUUCGGUUCCCCACUUUUCUUACCAACAAUAGGAACUAAAUUAUAACUCAGACACACAUACACACAGCAGUGGAGAGGGAAGGUGAAAAAUCGUCCAAUCGGAGUCGGGAACUCUAUGAUGUCAUCUGAGGAGGAGACUGAAUGCUUCGGUUUGUACGGUGAAAAACUCCUGAAGAAGGCUAAGCGAACCAGACAGCGUGUUGACGCUGGCGAGCCAAGGAAUAGCUACUCGUCGAUCCCGAAUUUCAGCUCGCGUCCCAGUUUCAUGAGUGCCGGCGGAAUAUACGGCGCUAUCUUCAGCCCGCAGCAGCAGCAGCAGUUCGGCGGCAUCUUCGGGCCGCACAGUUCGCCGCCGCCUGCCAACAGUUGCGCUGCCAACACGAGUGGCUCCAGUUUCGCACCUUCCAAAAUGCUGAACGAGCUGCUCGGACGGCAGAUGAAGCAAGCCGACGGCGCCGAGUGUUUGAUGGCCAGUGCGGUGGAAGACAACAAAUUGAACGGCAAUAAUUUCGACAUGGAUCAAGUGGCAGGUAACGAGAAUAUGCUGCGCGAAAUUCUGCAGGGCCGCAAAAAAGAAAUCCAUGCCCUGGAGCAGGAACUGCGCGCAGCCUCCGAGGCCACUUUUUCUCCCACCAACAACAACAACAACGACAUCAAGUCGGACCAGCAAUCACAGCAAGGUGGGGCCGACGAGGUGGGUGGCGCCUCGGCAGGAAGCCCGGCCAACUCGCCAGGGCCGGCGCACGCCGCAGGUGAAGAGCGGGAAGUGUCCGACGAGGAGGAGGACGAGAUGAGUGACGCCGACGACGGGAAAAAGAAUAAGGACUCGGACUCGUAUCACUCGGACUCGUCCAACAACUCGAAGGAGGACUGCAUGGAGGCCGAGAGCAAAGAAAAGGCGUCCAGCAGCACCAGCAGUGAAAUGAAGCGGGCCCGAGUGGAGAACAUUGUGUCGUCGAUGCGGGCCUCGCCUUCGCUGCCCGUGCAGGUGAACGGCUGUAAAAAGCGAAAGCUGUACCACCCGCAGCAGCACGACAGCGCGCGCUACGGCGCCGCCGCCGUCGCCGCGGCCGCCGUCGACGACGACGCCGAGGACGACGCGCCGCCGGUGCUCAAGCAGAAGAGGGUGGAGAAAGACGCCCUCAAGUCGCAACUGCGCACCAUGCAGGAGCAGUUGGCCGAAAUGCAGCAGAAGUACGCGCAGCUGUGCAACCGCAUGGAGCUCGAGUCGGACUGCCAGGACGACAACAGCGUCGACCUGGAAAUGCCGACGCCGACGGCCGAACCAGAAACGGUAAAAGAACAAUGCACUCUUGUUGAUAAGGGCAGUAAGGCGGCGCCCACAGCGGCGCCGCCGGUAGUCGUAGCUCCCGGUGGCGGUCCCCCCUUUGCACCACAGCCGCAUUCUCACGCUGCUCCUCCUCCUGCCAUGCAGAAUCCAGCCGCAGCAGCCGCAGCGGCCGCAGCCGCCAUGUACCUGGGCGUCGGGCACAAGAUGUUCCUCGAGCAGGAGGCUCAGCGGCUGAAAGAGGCCGCCGAGCACCACCACCACCAACAGCAGCAGCAGCACCACCAUCACCAGCAGCAGCAACAACAACAGCAGCAACACCAACAGCACCAACAACAGCAGCUUCAGCAGCAGCAGCAGCAACAGCAGGCGGCGCAGCAACAGCAGCAGCAGCAACAACAGCAGCAGCCGCCGAUGCCGCCCCCGGCGCCGCACCACCACCCGUGCGUGCCGCCUCCACCGCCCCCGCACCACCAUGCCCACCCGUCGUCGCACCAGCUGGCCGUGGCGGCGGCCGCCGCCGCGGCCAAGAACGCUGAGCUGCACGAGCGCUUCCCGGGCUUCUUCAGGGCCGGCAACCCGCCGAUGCCCGCGGACCUGGACGGGCUGGCGGACAUGCUCAAGUCGGAGAUCAGCGCCUCGCUGAACCUGCUGAUCGACACGAUCGUGUCGCGGUACGCGCAGCAGCGCCGCUUCCUCACCGGGCCGAACAAGCAGCAGGCCGAGGAGCAACUCAACAAGGACCUGCUGCUGGCGAGCCAGCUGCUCGACCGCAAGUCACCGCGCACCAAGGUAAUUGACCGCGGCGGCGCCGCCGGUGGUAACCCACCCCCGGGCACCCUCGCCGGCCCCUCGGGGUCGGGAAACGGGCUAGGCUGUGGCAGUAUCGCAGCGCGAGUAAACGGUACUGCCUUCCCAAUCAACCUCGUGGCAAAUUCCCUCCCUUCUUCCACCCCUUCUAACCCUAGCGAGAUGAUGCGAGCCCCAGUAAACACUCAGUCUUCAUCCUUCCAGCCGCAGAAAAGCAGUGCAGCAGCCAUGCCCGUCUCCAUCAACGGAGUCACCUCGUCUCCGUUCCCGAUGAGGCCACUCGCGGGCCCCUUCGACCAGCGCGUUUCGCCGUCGCCGCACCAGCCGUCGGCGCCGCACCACCAACACCACCAGCACCAGCCCUCGGAGCUGCCAGAGCAGAACGAGGCCAUCAGCCUGGUGGUGAGCACCAAGAAGAAGCGACACAAGGUGACCGACACGCGCAUCACGCCGCGCACCGUCUCUCGCAUCCUGUCGCAGGAGGCGCCGCCGGGCACGCCGAGCAGCACCGGCGCCACCACGCCGGUGCCCAGCGGCGUCGCCGCCAUGAUGGACCCCAAGUACGGCCUGGUGCCGUCCACGUCGGCCAGCACCCUCAGCAGCAACAGCCCCUCGCCCAGGCCCUACCACCCGCCGCCGCCCCCCAUGCUGCCCGUAUCGUUGCCCACCUCGGUGGCCAUCCCCAACCCCAGCCUGCACGAGUCGCAGGUCUUUUCGCCCUACAGCCCCUUCUACGGCCAGCACGUAUCGUCGUCGCCACCUGACAGACGCGACGCAGAGUCGCCGCUCAGCCACCCGCCCUCGAUGCUCCACCCAGCGCUCCUGGCCGCCCACGGCACGCCCGAUUACGGCCGCCUGGCCGCCGGGCCCAACUCGGCCUCGCAAGCCGACGACCGCGGCCUCGACCAGGCCGACAGCCCCUUCGACGGAAUGCAACCGCCUCUCUCGUUCUCCAACUCGCGUUGGUUCCCGUGUCCUACCAGACUCACCUCGCCGGUUCGAGACUCAGGCAAGAAGUCGAUCCGCGACUACCUGAGUCUGCUCAAGCAGGACAGUCUCGGCUCGUUGUCCGAGCCGUUCUCCUCCACCCUCACGCCGAUGCACCUGAGAAAGGCAAAGCUCAUGUUCUUCUGGGUACGGUACCCCAGCUCGGCAGUGCUAAAGAUGUACUUCCCGGACAUCAAGUUCAACAAGAACAACACUGCGCAGCUCGUCAAAUGGUUCUCCAACUUCAGGGAGUUCUACUACAUCCAGAUGGAAAAGUAUGCCCGCCAGGCCAUCACUGAAGGCGUCAAGAGCGUCGACGAGAUCCACGUGUCACUCGACUCUGAGAUCUACAGGGUUCUCAACCUGCACUACAACCGCAACAACCACAUUGAGGUAUGCGGACCUCAGGUUCCUCCAAACUUCCGCUACGUGGUCGAACAGACCCUGCGCGAGUUCUACAAGGCCAUCCAAACGGGCAAGGACUCGGAGCAGUCGUGGAAGAAGGCCAUCUACAAGGUCAUCUCGCGGCUCGACGACCCCGUGCCCGAAUACUUCAAGACGCCUAACUUCCUGGAGCAGCUCGAGUAAAUACUGCCCCGUCGCAUGUAAAUACCUACAAUUCAGACAGCAAAAAUACAAACACACUGAUCUCUCACACAAUAAGCAUAUCUUAAUUGUUAAGGGAGGCUAAACGCAAGGCGGGCGGCGCACUGACCCCGGGCCCGGCCGACCGGCGAACUGACCCCGAAAAACAGUCGCCACGAAAGGUCGGCCGGCACCCCCGGGCCACCGCCCGGUCUAUGCAACCGUGUAAAUACUAUCACGAAUAAGGGCUUGACAUGAUUCAUCAUCUGCGUCGGAUUUUACACAAAAAAAAGGAGUCACGGAGUUAGGCCUGAAAGGCGCGGCUCUGACCUUUUCGUAGCUGAGAAUUUAGCAGUUUAGAGAGGAAAACGAUGUUCUUAAGUUGUUGAUGUAGCAACUAAUAAUUUUAAAUGUCAAUCUGCUGUCUUUCCUAUUCACAUGCUGUUCUCUUUCAUGGGGAAUCGUGUUCGUCCGGCCGCGACGUCCUACGCAGCCGACGGCUCGAACUCGCGGAGUCGGACGCGAUCCCGUUUUACUCACUCCUGGGUGUGUCGGCACGGACGCCGACACAUUACAGCUUUUCUUGAUUGUCGUGUUUACAUAAAUUGAAAUCUAACAAAUGAGAGUAUUUAACUUUAGAUAAUGAAGAGUACAAGAAUUUAUUUAAUAAAUCGUAGACAAGCAAAAGAACCUGCUCAAAUUUUUGAUCCAAGUAUAAUGAAACUCGCAUUUGAAUAUCAAUAAUCACGAUUUAAAAAAUGGUCAAAGUGGUAGAUGUUGAUUAUUAUUAACUAAAGAUAAUUAAAAAGAUGGGUAUGAUCUGAAGACCAACGAACAUUUGAGCAUUGAAUGAAAGUGAUGAUGAAAAUUAACUUUACACUUGCAUAAAAUUAAUUAAAAAGAGUGCAGCAGAGUGAACAAACACAAAAAUGAUGCAAAAUUUCUCUGUCUAAUAUAUUAAAAAGAUUGCAUUAUGACUAUUUAAACGAAGGAAAAGAAAUUGAGUAUACCUUCCGUUUGUAAAUAUCAAAUAUAAUUAUCGAUUACUCGAAGCAAAAUUAGCGAGGAUGCUCUUGAUUUGUCGGUCAAUGGAGUUGGCAUUUUAGAACACAAAAGAAAAUUAUAAGAACCAAAGUGUCCUUUUUCGACUGCUAAAAUUUUUAAAAAAAGGAGAUACCAAAACACACACUGAUAAUGAUGACGAUGAAGAUGAUGAUGGACUUGUUGUUUUCCUAAUUUUAUAUUUACAUACUGUACCAUUUCGUUUAGGGAUUAUCUAUCUAGUCACUUGAAGUGGUUUUUCAUUUCCUCUACAUUGUCUGUCCAUGAAAAGCUGCAUGUAAAAAUAUAUCUUACGCAUAACAAAAGACGCAAUGACUAUUGAUGAUGAUGAAUACGAUGAUGAUGAUGAUGAUGAUGACUAAAAGUUGAAGCAAUACAAGGUCUGUCUGUUGGACUCGAUCAAUCUCACACGCACGCGUUAGAUUCUUGUAUGCUUUGAUUUUUCCUCACUGUCGCCGCGGUCCGGCCACUUUCCCCAGCAGUACGGGGGCUGCCGAAAACGACAAUGUGGCGGAAGGUGGUCUGGCCGGCGGUUAACACGCGGAUCAUUUUUCACUGGUGAAUCAGAAAACUGUGACGACUCACACUGAUGACAAAUGAGAUCAAAUACCAACAGAUUUGAUUCGUUCUGUAUAAAAGCAAGCGCGUGAACCAAACCGUAGUUGAGAGGAGGCAUAUAUAUUGUGCAAGCCGACCGCUAAUCCCAAAGACACACACUCACACACAUUAUACCAGCAAAAGCAACACAUAUACACAUAAAACACACACGCAUUUCACGAAACCAAACACAUAGCGUACUAAUUUAUAACGAUUAAGUAAUAACAUAGCCGUGUUACUCAUGAUUAUCUCUCUUUCUCUCGCUAUAAUAUUACAAAUAACUGUAUUACAGUCGUAAGCCAGUGUUGUUUAUUAUUGAUUAAUUGAUUGAUUAUUGAUUCUGAAAGACUGGAUGUUCUCUGUUUUUUGGAAUUGCUCGGUUAUUAGGCAAUCUAACGCAUUACACACAUACACACACACACUUUUCAACCCCGCCCCGCCCCCCUGCCCAAACCCGCGUUCUCACAAUGUUAAUUAUUAAUUGUGACUGUUACACCAAACCCACACCCCACUGGACUACCCCCCUAGGAUAACGAGUACUGUAUCACCCUGUAAUUGAUUAAUUUGAUUAAUUAAUUCCUGUUCAAAUAUAAUGGUGGAGGCGCUUUCGAUUUUGGAACUUGGAUAGAAAAAUUUUGCGCGAGAGGCGGCCGCAUCUGCACGCAGUUGCCGGCCGUUUCUCCUUCAUUAUUUCUCUAUUCUUGUAUUACACACAUAUUUGGAGUCGUUCCAGUCGUCAGCUGCAAUUACAAAAUACAUGUAUACACACACAUUCACUCGUUAAUUUCCACACUACUAUCUCUCGCGGAACGAGCGAAUCUCAAACGCUGCGUUCGUUGCUUUUAAUUCCAACCCCCCCGAAUACUAUGCUCUUGUUUCCGACUUUUAGCUCUCCAUUCUGUUCAGACGGUGCAAAACUUUUGGAUUUUUAGAUUCCUCGCAUCAAAAACGAAAAUACCCGAUAAGUUCGCGACAUCUUUUGACACGCUCCCCGCAGUUUUACAUCAAAAGUGAAUCUAAAAAGUCAUAAGUACAACAUAGAGGUACUUAAGAGAGGAUUAUUUUCCAUUUUGACACGGAGAAAGCACCUUUUGCGCCUUAUAAAUGUAUGUAUAACCAAAAUCUGCCUUAAAUUAUUCUAUUAUAUAUUUUCGUAUAGAGUGAAGUAACAACACAAAUGUAAAUUUAAAGCAAAACAAAAGAAGAUUAAUCAGUCAGAACAUAUGCUUAUUGUAAAAAACAAGUGUCAACUAACUAAACAACAAAAAGUGACAGAGAGCAGACGAAAAUUUCGCAAAAGACCGCAGACUUUUGGACUUGAAAAAUUUUGACCUCGUGUUCAAAAUUUUUCGCAUUUGCUUUCUCUCAUUCUUUGCUUUUGCUAUUAAUUUUCCAACGCACAUACCACCGCAGCAUACAUAAUACACACAACACACACACACACUCGACUUUUUGUUUCAAACCACCACCACCACCAUACAACAGAAUCAACAACAACAACAACAGUAAUGGAACAACGCGCUGACUGUCAAAAUUUUUUGCUUGACCACCAUUAUUAUUUAUUAUUGCGAUUUGAUUUGCCACAAUGGUUAUUUCCUAUCAUAAGAUAACAAAUCUAAUAAUCACAAGAUUUGAUUACUGCCCCCCAGAUGAUAAGAUGCAAAACACACAACUCACACACAACAAAAACACAUGGAAUAAAAUUCUCAUCUAGUCCACAUGAUGAAAUUGAUGAUAGUCAUUCUUUUCUUGGGUGUACAGUGUAGCUUAUUCAUGUAAGAAUGUUUAUUGUCGUUGUGCAGGAACUAAUAAGAAAUGAGCGUUUUAUUAUUAACUGAAGAAAAAAAAAUUCGAGGUCGAUCGAUAAGGAUGGAGCCAUUGAUUUAAACAUAUUAUGAUUUGUCCGAGAAUCUAUUGUCAUCCUCUCGCAUUUUGUAAAAUUCCUUGUACGAUGUAAGAAAACUGAAUUGUGCACCAAUUAUGAUAGCCUAUUAUAUUUUAAUUUUAAGUUCACCAAAUUAAUUAAGCUGUAUUUGCAAAACAUGAUGUACUAUCUUUCUGUAUUGUUUCCACACUCGUACAAUUUGAUGUCUUUGGUGCUGCUUCACCAUAACGCAUUAUUCUUUUGUUUGACUUCUCACGUAUUUAUUGGUUAAUACAUUUCGUUUGUUGCACAAGCCCAUAAACCGUGUUAUUUUAUUUUAAUUUGCACCUCCACAUAUUUUUUUGUUCGUCCGAAUAACGAGAAUCGAAUCACGCCGAGUGCUAUCAAUUUUUGCGAAACUUAAUAAAUACAGGCGACACACCAGAAACCAACCACCGAGCAUUACAGUUGAACAAUAGAACCGGCCGAUCAAUGACGAAAUUGAUUACUUCAAAAGACUCUUUUGACAACAGGCACCACAUUUUUAUACCCGUGAGAACCAGACGCGCGCGCGCGCAUCCACCCACAGAUCAAAAAGGCAGAAAUGGGCUCAUUUUUGAACGUCCGACUCAAAGUGCCUUCCAAAACGAAAAUGUUUGAUUAUUUUCAAAAGUAACAAAUUGGGCCCUUCCAUAGAACCAAGCACUCCACAACCAAAAGCACGCGGCGCGAUUCGAUCUGACGACUUAAAAGUUUUUUGGUCCAUCGCUAGAGGGUGUUUCGAGCCGCUCCGACGCUGCCCUGACGGCACGCAAUUCUUGUUAAGAAAUAGAACGCUGUGUACCACAAUUAUUGAAAUGUUUUCGUGUUACCGAUUUACCAAAUACGAAAGGGAAGAAAAAUAGGCAAACGGAAUGAACAGAAAAUAUAAAGGAAAACUUCACUCGAUGAAACGGUGAACCAAAAAGAGGAUUUGUUGAAAUGAAAAACGAAAAAACACGAGAUUGGAAGAUUUGAUGAGCAUUUUCCUUUUUGUUACUUUGUAAUAUGAACAGGUAAUUAAUUAUUACUGUAUUGCAUCAUUAUUCUAAUAGUAAUGAUAGUUUGUAGUCUAUGAAAUAAAAAGCGCAUACACAUGCGAAAAACAAA
Cloeon dipterum is the source of this 9250-nucleotide messenger RNA. RefSeq names its product homeobox protein prospero-like. Gene Ontology annotation, molecular function: RNA polymerase II cis-regulatory region sequence-specific DNA binding; DNA-binding transcription factor activity, RNA polymerase II-specific. Gene Ontology annotation, biological process: regulation of transcription by RNA polymerase II. Gene Ontology annotation, cellular component: nucleus. The record is from RefSeq and is a predicted model, not a curated record. NCBI's taxonomy places the organism in Eukaryota, Metazoa, Arthropoda, Insecta, Ephemeroptera, Baetidae. The coding region runs from base 1024 to 4581 and encodes 1185 amino acids. The transcript has 7 exons.